Molecule: messenger RNA, 1330 nt
Organism: Drosophila obscura
Lineage: Eukaryota; Metazoa; Arthropoda; Insecta; Diptera; Drosophilidae
Product: homeobox protein Mohawk
Exons: 4
Coding region: 145-1131 (328 amino acids)
Biological process (GO): muscle organ development; cell development; regulation of transcription by RNA polymerase II
Cellular component (GO): nucleus
Molecular function (GO): RNA polymerase II cis-regulatory region sequence-specific DNA binding; DNA-binding transcription factor activity, RNA polymerase II-specific
Source: RefSeq, a predicted model, not a curated record
GCCAGUUUUGAAAACUUGUGAGAGCGUUCAGUUCGCGCCAGUACGUCCAACGAGCGAUACAUUUGACCAUUCGUCGGAUUCAGAUUCUCAAAUAGAACACAAUUAAAAAAAAUUCAAAUUGCAAACUUACAGAGUGCCAGUGCCAUGGAGAAAUCAUCGUCUUCGCGACCCAAACGCAAUCGUCGCCACAGCAGACGAGCCUGGCCACCAGAGGAUGAACUGCAGCAGCCGAUGCGAGCCGCCAAGCGUUUGUUCACACCAGACAUUAAGCGCAUGCUGAAGGAUUGGCUAAUCCGGCGGCGGGAGAAUCCCUAUCCCAGCAGGGAGGAGAAGAAGCAGCUGGCAGGAGAGACUGGCCUCACGUACACCCAGAUCUGCAAUUGGUUUGCCAACUGGCGGCGGAAGCUGAAGAACUCGGAGCGUGAGAAGGCCAAAAAGUCGUGGGGACAUCUCAUCAAGAACUACAACCACAAUGCGAGGGGGAAUGUCGAGCAGUUUAGCAUCUCAUCGGAGGACAGCAUAUGGGAGGAGGAGAUGCGGCCUUGUGUGGGGGAAGAUGACGAUGGGGACUACGAUGACGAUGAACUGGAGCUGUCCAGCCACAGUACUGGCAGCGAUGGCAACGCAAACAAUGCCACCACAGCUGUGUACAAGCCAAACUUUUACGUGGAAUCUGGGAACAUGUCGGAGCACAGCAAUCAUCGCAUUCCCAUGUUGGCGGCCCAGUCCCCGGUGGGCAGACCAAAGUACAAGCACCAAAUGAUGGAGAAGUAUCUGCGGGAUAGCACUGCAGAGGACGAGGCGUCGGGGACCACGAGCACACAGCCAGCCACCGCCACCCAGCUCAACAAGUGGCUGGAGAGCGCAGCGAAAUUCACGCCAGACCGAAACAACUAUCACAUCGAAUGGAACACGAGCAGACAAAAAUGUGGCAGUGGGCAGGGUCAGGGUCAGGAGCGAACUGCCCAAAGCCAAGUGAUCUUCACCAGCGAUGCCACGACCACGGCAGCGGCACGCGCUGAUGGCUGGAUGCUGCACCACAAGGACGAACUGGAUGCCGCCGAGGCUCUGGCGAAUCUCGCCUUCAACUGCAGACAGCGCUGGCAUCACAUGACAACGAUCAGCUCCUGAGAGGCACCUGCACCGCAUCUGCAGUUUCUGCACCCAAAACGCAUCUGACGCCAUCAUUCCAGCAGAAGAUUCAGGCCCGUUGGAAAAGUGCAAUCUAGUCAUAGUUAACAUUUUUAGCUAGUUAGCUAGUUUAGUAUGAAAGACAAAUUAAUCACUUUUCGCUUUUCUUGUUAUUUAACAAUUGUUAUUACAAAUAUUA